AAUUGUUUGGAGGAUUUUUCACCUCGAUGUUUUCAGAUGAAACAAUGACAGUUGAGACGUUUUUCGGUUGCGCCUUCCUGGCGUAUGGGCUUCCGUUGGCCUUGUUUGCUCUUACUAUUGCCAAGGAUCCAGUAAGGAUUAUUGUUUUGAUCCUCUCCUCGUUCUUCUGGUUACUCUCGCUCCUCUGCUCCGCAAUCCUCUGGAAUGUCGUCGUUCCUCUCAAGGAGGAGAUUGCAUUUGGUUUGUGUUUCUCAGUGUUUUUCCAGGAACUAUUUCGUCUGUUUAUCUAUCUACUCCUGAAGAAAGCUGAUCUCUACCUAAGACGUCUAACUGAAUCUGAGCCAACUCAAAUAUUCCUUAAUCCACAUCUUCUGGCGUACACAGUUGGUCUCGGGUUUGGUCUCAUGUCUGGUGCAUUUUCUCUGAUGAACGUUCUGGCCGACGCGCUGGGACCAGGAACUGUAGGUUUGGCGGGUCAACCUCAGGACUUCUUCCUUGUAUCCUCCUGUAUGACCUUGUGCAUGAUCCUGCUCCACACCUGCUGGGGGGUCAUCUUCUUCUCUUCCAUGGACAACGGACAAUAUUAUCUGAGUUUGUAUGUGUUUAUAUCCCACAUGCUUGUCUCCUGCUUAACUCUACUGAACAAAAGGUACCUGUAUGUAGCCUCCGUCCUGCCAGCAUAUAUUGUGCUUGCUCUGACCGGCGUGCUAGCUGCCAGGCAGGCCGGCGUAACUAUCGCUUCCAUCAAGAAAGCUAUCAAAGGUGGCUCUGAUGUCCUGGCAGUUCCUGUUCAAGAUCCUGUUCAAUAGUUAAUAGUCUGAACAAUCCAAUGUACGUUGAACAGGAAAAUUAUCCUGAGCUUGCUAAACAAAUUAAUGGUUUGAGAAGAAACGAGUUCAAGAACUUUAUUUAGUAACGUUUAAGGGACUUUAAUUGUAACUUCAAUUGACCCUUCAUUGAAAGAGUGACUACCGUUGUGAAUGGGACAUGCCUUUAUUAAAUGGAGGAACACUUUAAAUUACAGCGAUAGUCGCUUUAAGUUAUAAAGAGUUAAAAGGUUUCAGCUGAAACCAAACGUGUAUCUAUUAAUUUGUUAUCUACAUUUAACACAAAAUUAACAACUAAAAAAUUUAUAUUUGUCUGUGAUUUGUAAUGUAUUAAUUGUUCUUGAUGUACAGCAGUGUACAGCUGUACAAGGCGUCCUGUACACUGUUCAACAUGCUGUGUACAGUAUGAUUGUCUUGAACUAACCUUUUGAUUUUAAGAAAAUUAAAUUUUUUACCGAACAUUUUGUUUACAAUUUUGGAUGGGUUUAACAUAAUAACGAAUUGCAUUUAAUAAUAUUUUUGUUUGAGUUUUUUUUCAUC
Eurytemora carolleeae is the source of this 1367-nucleotide messenger RNA. RefSeq names its product gamma-secretase subunit Aph-1 (gene aph-1). The coding region runs from base 27 to 809 and encodes 260 amino acids. The transcript has 11 exons. NCBI's taxonomy places the organism in Eukaryota, Metazoa, Arthropoda, Copepoda, Calanoida, Temoridae. The record is from RefSeq and is a predicted model, not a curated record. Gene Ontology annotation, cellular component: endoplasmic reticulum; gamma-secretase complex; membrane. Gene Ontology annotation, biological process: Notch signaling pathway; protein processing; Notch receptor processing. Gene Ontology annotation, molecular function: protein-macromolecule adaptor activity.